Messenger RNA from Aspergillus fischeri NRRL 181, 450 nucleotides. RefSeq lists its product as uncharacterized. The record is from RefSeq and is a predicted model, not a curated record. The transcript is spliced from 3 exons. NCBI's taxonomy places the organism in Eukaryota, Fungi, Ascomycota, Eurotiomycetes, Eurotiales, Aspergillaceae. Bases 1 to 450 code for a protein of 149 amino acids.
AUGAGACAUCUCUGCAUCGUCAAGGGCAGCCUCUACGAGACCGUUCUGGCACCCGAGCUCGAGGACAAGAGAAGCCAUACUCCAGCCCUGCUCUCCGAACACUACAAGGAAGGCCACACCACAAGGCAAGAGUACUUUUACGAAGCGACUCUGGCAUUUGAGCUCAAGGACAAGGAGCAGAAUGGUAAAGGCAAAGCUGAGAGAACUCAUGCUGAGGCAGUCAAUGCUUCAGAAGAAGCACCUGUCUCUGUGCCACCAUGCAACGACAGCGAGAAAUCCGAGGCCAAGCUGGUCACAGAACUCAAUGUCGAUUACAGUGACAUCGGAGAUGAGAACAAUCUGUUCCAAAAUCCGUUUGGCAUUGAUGACAAUUGCGGCGAGGUAGAAACUGAGCCCAUUGUCAAAAUCUGGUCUUCGAGACGAAUGACUGGAUUCGGAGCUUGCGAAUAA